This is a messenger RNA of Gambusia affinis (western mosquitofish), 529 nucleotides long. RefSeq names its product ribosomal protein L27 (gene rpl27). Gene Ontology annotation, biological process: translation. The record is from RefSeq and is a predicted model, not a curated record. Gene Ontology annotation, cellular component: ribosome; cytosolic large ribosomal subunit. NCBI's taxonomy places the organism in Eukaryota, Metazoa, Chordata, Actinopteri, Cyprinodontiformes, Poeciliidae. The coding region runs from base 79 to 489 and encodes 136 amino acids. Gene Ontology annotation, molecular function: structural constituent of ribosome. The transcript is spliced from 5 exons.
AUUUAGGAAGUGACGUACUUCACGUUUGCCCUCUGGACUUCCUUUUCCUGUUAGCGGCGGCCGUAGAGAAGCAUCAGAAUGGGCAAGUUUAUGAAGCCGGGGAAGGUGGUGAUGGUCCUGGCUGGACGCUACGCGGGGCGGAAAGCUGUUAUCGUCAAGAAUAUUGACGACGGCACCACCGACCGUCCCUACAGCCACGCUCUGGUCGCCGGCAUCGACCGCUACCCCCGUAAGGUGACCACCACCAUGGGCAAGAAGAAGAUCGCCAAGAGAUCCAAGAUCAAGGCUUUCGUCAAAGUUUUCAACUACAACCACCUCAUGCCCACCAGAUACUCGGUGGAUAUUCCUCUGGACAAAACCGUCGUCAACAAGGACGUCUUCAGGGAUCCUGCUCUCAAACGCAAAGCCAGGCGGGAGGCCAAGGUCAAGUUUGAGGAGAGGUACAAGACGGGCAAGAACAAGUGGUUCUUCCAGAAGCUGCGAUUCUAAUUUCACUCGGUUUCACAAAAUAAAUGUUUAUAAAUGGAAA